Diceros bicornis minor is the source of this 5494-nucleotide messenger RNA. RefSeq names its product phospholipase C like 2 (gene PLCL2). The record is from RefSeq and is a predicted model, not a curated record. The transcript is spliced from 7 exons. Gene Ontology annotation, molecular function: inositol 1,4,5 trisphosphate binding; phosphatidylinositol-4,5-bisphosphate phospholipase C activity; GABA receptor binding. Lineage: Eukaryota; Metazoa; Chordata; Mammalia; Perissodactyla; Rhinocerotidae. Bases 948 to 4349 code for a protein of 1133 amino acids. Gene Ontology annotation, biological process: lipid metabolic process; regulation of synaptic transmission, GABAergic; intracellular signal transduction.
CCCCUUUCCUGCCAAGCAUGGCAGUGCGAAGACCAGCCAAGGCCACCUUUCUUGAAAACACAUGAUCUGCUUUUCAAGGGGAAGAAGAAAGCGCCAGGAAUAGACAAUUGUUCUGAAACACUGGCUGACUUUUGAAUAUUCAUGACUAUUCUGAUGCAAAUGAAGAUUUCAAAUUGAGCUGUUUUUGCAGAGGUGCUGUUGGAAAUAUACACGCUUAUGAAAUUGCUUUUCUAGUUCCGCAGAUCCCCAAGAACGACUUCCUUUGCUUAUUUAUGAUUCUCCUAGAAGGUUUCCCAGGUGUCAGCCUUGGGCUGGAGUUUCAGCUGGUUUCUUUUCACCAAAAACCCGGUUUAGCCUAACCCACAACGAAAGCCUGGCUUUGUUUGAUUGGAGUUGAGCCGGGUCUGAUAGGCCCUCCUUGUUCUGCCAGCGGCCAAAGAGCCUUAUCACACAUCAGAUUGUUUUUCCUUUGAGGUUACCUCAAACCAAAGCUCACUGUUCCCUGAAGAACAAAGAGAGAGUGAGAACGUUGUGCCAGUGCUGGGGAGCGCUCAGAUGGUCAGAGAGUCAGGAGGGCUGCUUGGAUUUUGCUGACUUUGCACCAGAAGGGUCUCACCAUGAUGGGCGCUGAGUGUGGCGUGUGGCUUUGCCAAGUCAAAGGACUUUGAAGAAGACACAGAGACCCCAUGGGCUGAUGGAGACUUAGAGACCUCCAAAGCGCAGAAUCUUCUGAUAAUUCUGCCGCCACGACUUCAACCGUGCGCGAGGCAAGCUCGAAACAAACAUCAUAUCUAAAUUAAAAAAAAAAAAAAAAAGCGGAAGAAGCGGCCGAGGCGGCGGCGGCGGGAGGAGGAGAGGAGGAGGGGCCGCGCGCGGCGGCCCGAGGCGGCGGCGGGGACGCGGGGACGCGGGGACGCGGCUUUGUGCAGGCGGGUCGCGGGGCGCCCAUGGCGGAGUGUGACCGGGGGGGCGCCGCCGGCGGGGCCCUGCCCACCUCCCCGGGCCCGGCCCUUGGCGCCAAGAGCGCCCUGAAAGCCGGAGCCGGGGAAGGCGGCGGCGGCGGCGGCGGCGGCGGCGGGGGAGGUCGCCUCGGCCACGGGCGGGCGCGCUAUGACAGCGGCGGGGUUUCCAACGGAGACUGCAGCCUCGGCGUGUCCGGGGACGAAGCCCUGGCCAGCCCCGCCAGGGGACCCCGCGGCGCCGCGCUCGCCCCGACCCCCGGCCCGGCCCCCUGCCCCCUCCCCCGGGAGAGCAAACCGGGCGGCCUGCCCCGCCGGAGCAGCAUCAUCAAGGAUGGUACAAAACAGAAAAGAGAACGGAAAAAGACAGUGUCAUUCAGUAGCAUGCCUACAGAGAAGAAGAUCAGCAGUGCAAGUGAUUGCAUCAAUUCAAUGGUUGAGGGCUCAGAACUCAAAAAGGUUCGCUCCAACUCCAGGAUUUACCAUAGGUAUUUUUUACUGGAUGCCGACAUGCAGAGCCUGAGGUGGGAACCAUCUAAGAAGGAUUCUGAGAAAGCCAAGAUUGAUAUUAAAUCCAUCAAGGAAGUGAGAACAGGAAAAAAUACAGACAUAUUCCGCAGCAAUGGCAUUUCUGACCAGAUAUCUGAAGAUUGUGCAUUUUCAGUCAUAUAUGGAGAGAAUUAUGAGUCACUCGAUUUGGUUGCCAACUCUGCAGACGUUGCGAACAUCUGGGUUACGGGACUGCGGUACCUAAUUUCUUAUGGAAAACAUACACUUGAUAUGUUAGAAAGUAGCCAAGACAACAUGAGGACUUCUUGGGUUUCACAAAUGUUUAGUGAAAUUGAUGUAGAUAACCUUGGACAUAUAACUCUGUGUAAUGCUGUGCAGUGUAUCAUAAACCUCAAUCCUGGUUUAAAAACUAGCAAAAUUGAGCUUAAGUUCAAAGAAUUGCACAAAUCCAAGGACAAAGCUGGUACGGACGUCAGAAGGGAAGAAUUUGUCGAGGUUUUCCAUGAGCUUUGUACCAGACCUGAAAUUUAUUUCCUUUUAGUUCAGUUUUCAAGCAAUAAAGAAUUCCUUGAUACCAAGGACCUCAUGAUGUUUCUUGAGGCAGAACAGGGUGUGGCACAUAUAAAUGAGGAAAUAAGCCUUGCAAUUAUUCACAAAUAUGAGCCAUCCAAAGAGGGUCAGGAAAAGGGCUGGCUCUCCAUAGACGGGUUCACUAAUUACCUUAUGUCACCUGACUGUUAUAUAUUUGAUCCAGAACAUAAGAAGGUCUGUCAGGAUAUGAAGCAACCCUUGUCUCAUUACUUUAUAAACUCAUCUCAUAAUACGUACUUGAUAGAGGAUCAGUUCCGAGGUCCCUCUGAUAUCACAGGAUACAUUCGAGCUCUUAAAAUGGGUUGCCGGAGUGUUGAAUUAGAUGUAUGGGAUGGGCCAGAUAAUGAACCUGUAAUUUACACGGGCCACACCAUGACCUCUCAGAUAGUCUUCCGCAGUGUCAUUGAUAUUAUUAACAAGUAUGCAUUCUUUGCUUCAGAGUAUCCUCUUAUCUUGUGUUUAGAAAAUCACUGUUCUAUUAAACAACAAAAGGUAAUGGUUCAACACAUGAAGAAGAUUUUAGGAGACAAGCUCUACACAACAUCACCCAACGUGGAGGAAUCUUAUCUACCAUCCCCGGAUGUCCUGAAAGGGAAGAUACUAAUUAAAGCAAAGAAGCUGUCCUCAAAUUGCUCUGGAGUAGAAGGAGAUGUUACUGAUGAAGACGAAGGAGCAGAAAUGUCUCAGAGGGUGGGAAAAGAGAACGUGGAGCAGCCCAACAAUGUGGCUGUGAAGCGGUUUCAGCUCUGUAAAGAACUGUCUGAGCUGGUAAGCAUCUGCAAGUCGGUUCAGUUCAAAGAAUUUCAGGUGUCAUUCCAGGUUCAGAAGUACUGGGAAGUCUGUUCCUUUAACGAAGUGCUUGCCAGCAAAUACGCCAAUGAAAAUCCAGGGGACUUUGUGAAUUACAACAAACGUUUUCUUGCUCGGGUGUUUCCCAGUCCAAUGAGAAUUGACUCUAGUAACAUGAACCCUCAAGACUUUUGGAAAUGUGGUUGUCAGAUCGUUGCCAUGAACUUUCAGACCCCAGGACUGAUGAUGGACCUGAAUAUUGGCUGGUUUAGGCAGAAUGGAAACUGUGGCUAUGUCCUUCGGCCAGCCAUCAUGAGGGAGGAAGUUUCUUUCUUCAGCGCCAAUACGAAGGACUCUGUGCCAGGAGUCUCACCUCAGCUUCUCCACAUUAAAAUUAUCAGCGGGCAGAACUUUCCCAAACCCAAAGGAUCAGGUGCAAAAGGUGACGUGGUGGAUCCUUAUGUCUAUGUUGAAAUUCACGGAAUCCCUGCCGACUGUGCAGAACAAAGGACAAAAACAGUGCACCAGAAUGGAGACGCUCCCAUUUUUGAUGAAAGCUUUGAAUUUCAAAUCAACCUCCCUGAACUGGCCAUGGUGCGCUUCGUAGUACUCGACGAUGACUACAUUGGGGAUGAGUUUAUCGGUCAGUACACAAUUCCCUUUGAAUGUUUACAGACGGGCUACCGCCACGUCCCCCUCCAGUCAUUGACGGGAGAGGUGCUAGCGCAUGCUUCGCUCUUCGUCCAUGUGGCUAUCACUAACCGAAGAGGAGGAGGGAAACCUCAUAAAAGGGGCCUUUCUGUGAGAAAAGGGAAGAAAUCCAGGGAGUAUGCAUCUUUGAGAACACUGUGGAUUAAAACUGUAGAUGAGGUGUUCAAGAAUGCCCAGCCCCCUAUACGGGAUGCCACAGAUCUGAGAGAGAACAUGCAGAACGCGGUGGUGUCGUUCAAGGAGCUGUGUGGCCUCUCCUCUGUGGCCAAUCUCAUGCAGUGCAUGUUGGCGGUGUCUCCCCGCUUUCUGGGGCCUGACAACACACCCCUGGUGGUCUUGAAUCUCAGCGAGCAGUAUCCCACCAUGGAGCUGCAGGGCAUCGUGCCUGAGGUUCUGAAGAAGAUUGUGACAACUUACGACAUGAUGAUCCAGUCCCUCAAGGCGUUGAUUGAAAAUGCAGAUGCUGUGUACGAAAAGAUUGUACAUUGUCAGAAGGCAGCCAUGGAAUUCCAUGAACACUUGCACAGCAUAGGCACCAAGGAAGGUUUGAAGGAACGAAAACUGCAAAAAGCGGUGGAGAGCUUCACUUGGAAUAUCACCAUCUUAAAGGGACAAGCGGAUCUUCUGAAAUACGCUAAGAACGAGACUUUGGAGAACUUGAAACAAAUCCAUUAUGCUGCUGUUUCGUGCGGGCUGAAUAAACCAGGCACAGAAAAUGCUGACGGUCAGAAGCCGCGCCGGAGCCUGGAAGUCAUCCCUGAAAAAGCAAACGACGAAACUGGAGAAUGAGGGAACUUUCUAGAAAUCAUUAUGGAGUUUAUAACUCUAGGACCAACUGUAGUCAAAUGGGACAUUUGCUUUGCACUCACUAAUGAAAAUAAUAUUUGGGAUUUUAAAGCACAACUGGAAUAGCUAAUUACAGCCUAUUAAAACUGUGAAUGUAUGUAGCAAUCCUGCGUGUGAAGGCAAAUAAACUCUUUAACAAGAAAUUAUAUUCCUGGCCAAAAUAUGCUAUAUUUGUAUACAAAGACAUCAUAACUCAGUUCCAGCGUGAACAACAGACUGUUCACUCUAGUUCCAGUGAGAAACAAACGUUUUCCUGACUGAAAACUAUUUCUUAAGAUGGAAAUGGAUUGUAUUGUCAAAUUAGUAUUUAUUGGAGAAAAACCUAAUCUACACAUUUUACUUAAUGUGUGAUUGCCAGAGCCUCUGGGUGAUAGAUGAUUUUGGUGGCAUGCCUGCUGAGCCAUAAUUACUAAGGAGAAUGUAAGUGGACAGACUCCCUGAAUCCCCAGGGACCCUGGAGAGCCAUCGCGUACAAGGAGGACGUGCAAUUGGACUGAGGCGCCUGGCUGAAGACACACGCUGGGUAUAUGCACGAUGUAAAAGCAGCCAGUCUGGAAGCAACACAAUGUAAAUAGUUUUUCAUUGUAUGAAGUAGUGUUCACAUUAAAAAGAUGUUUUAUGAUAUUUCUCCAAUAGCAGUACAUGCAUUUAAUGAAAGUUCAACUUCUAAAAUUUCUGCUUCGAGAUAUUUUACCCUUAAGAGUAGCCAAUUGUUGAACAAAGUUUGUCAAAAAUAAGUUGCUUGUCUGGCUUGACAAUUUUGCUUUUAGUGAGGUGUCCACAACCUUACAUAAUGGCAGCUGAUUGUAAAGCGAACUGAGACACCUCUUUCCACAUCUCAGCUCACAGUGUGGUGAAGUGUGCCUUGAAAUAAGACAAAUGGUAAGUCAAAGGCAGUUGGAGGGGCCGGAGCAGAUGAUGUAGCUUUCCUAUGGCCAGCUGCAUUUCCAAGCUUUUAUUUUCCAAAUCAGCAUAACCUUGUGCUAUUUUUGAAAAGGUACCAGACACUGCAGCCUAAUUACUGCUUCUCCCAAACCAAAAUUGCUUUCAAAUCUUGGAAGAGUAAAAGCUGCCUAAAUCUUCAACAA